Symbiodinium natans is the source of this 711-nucleotide messenger RNA. NCBI's taxonomy places the organism in Eukaryota, Dinophyceae, Suessiales, Symbiodiniaceae. The record is from the annotation of a GenBank genome assembly.
AUGUGGGGUCGAGUUCGACAUCGAUGCUGCAAGGCGGGUGGAGUACCAAUGAGCAUUGAACCUCGGGGCCAGGUGACAGAGCUCGUUAGCCAAUACGAUGGAGUGUAUUGCCCCACCGGACGAGAUGAACAAACCGGGCGUGUGACCUAUGCGGGCGGCUCUGCGCAGGCUUUGGUCUUCCAGCGCAGCUCCGGCAAAUGGUGCGUCGGCGAUGACUGCUCCAAAGUCACCAGCACUGCUUCUCCAGUCGGCGUGGAAGGUGCUGCCUUCGAGGUUGUCAACGUGAGCGACUUCAAUGGCGAAUUCGUCGGGCAGAUGCCGAAGCUGGGAGGAAGCAAGGCUCUAUCCUUGGCCGAGGCUCUGAAGCUGAAGCCUCCUAAGCGGCCAGCGCAGCCCCCGAUGCCUGAGCUGGAAGAGUUCAAAGCCCAGCAGCCCCAGUACGCGGCGGAAUGCCUGGACUACGGUAACCUUUGGAAGGAAGUGACGGAGACGUUCAAAGAUGAGGAGGACAACGAAGUCCAGAAGACUUCCAAGCUGGAAGCAGACCCCAGCACCAAGGACGCGAGCCUGGACUCGUAUCAUCCUUGCGAAGUCGCCAAGUCCGUCGGCGGCUUUUUCGGACGAUGGGGCGGAGGUGACGGCUCCGCAGCGCCGCAGAACAUGAUGUAUGACUCAUGGAAUGAGUGCGAGGUGAUAUCGCUCGGGACCUGA